AAUAAUAAGCAGCCCAGAAAAACUCAUCAACAGUAUCUCUUCUCUCUAUAUAUAAACCAAUCUUUGUACACCUAUUACCUUCAUACAACAUCUGAUAUACAGUUAUCUUCUUAUUAACUAUGGAAUUCUUUCUCACACCCUCAAUACUCAUAACUAGUUUUAUUAUUUCGUCUCUUGCUUUCAUUUUCUUUACGUUUAAACACCAAUUACCUGGUAGUAAUCAUAACCUUCCUCCAGGAAGCAUGGGGUGGCCAAUAAUGGGUGAAACACUUGAGUUCUUGUUUGGGAAGCCAGAAACUUUUGUCUUUAAAAGAAUGGAGAAAUAUUCUCGAGAAAUAUUCAAGACUAAGAUCCUUGGAGAGAAAACAGCAGUCAUAUGUGGCCCUAAUGGACACAAAUUUCUCUUCUCAAAUGAACAAAAGCUAUUCAAAGUAUUCCGUCCUCAUUCAAUGCAAAAGCUUUUCCGUUCACAUCAGUCAAGUAAUAUGCCGCCGGCCACAAGUGAACAGGAGACAAAAUUACUCCGGUCACCGGCUUUUUUAAAACCGGAGGCAUUAGUAAGAUACUUGGGGAAAAUGGAUUCUGUCACACAACAACAGAUGCAAAAUGAUUGGGAAGGAAAAGAUUCCGUCAUGGUUAAUCCUCUUGCAAAGACACUCACUUUGUCUCUGGCUUGUCGAUUCUUUUUAGGAAUUGACGAUCCAGAUCGCAUAUCAAGACUUGUUGGUUACUUUGAUGAUAUAACAGUAGGUUUGCAUUCUGUUACUGUAAAUUUUCCUGGAACUAUUUUCUACAGAGCUAAAAAAGCUGUCUCUGCAAUUCGCAAGGAGUUGGUAAGUGUUGUUAAAGAGAAAAGAGUUGCGAUUUCGAUAUCAGGAGCUCCGUCGCAAGAUAUUCUUUCCCACAUGAUUGUUGCUACUGAUCUUUCUAGUAAAUGUAUGGCAGAGAUUGAAAUUGCAGAUAAAAUUAUGGGUCUAUUGACUGCUGGUUAUAGUACUGUAGCUACGGCUAUAACUUUCUUCAUGAAAUAUGUUGGUGAGAGACAUGAUAUCUACAGCAAGAUUCUUGAUGAGCAAAUGGAGGUGGCUUCAGCUAAAAAAGCAGGGGAGUUGUUGCAAUGGGAAGACAUACAAAAAAUGAAAUACUCAUGGAAUGUGGUGAAUGAAGUAAUGAGGCUUACACCUCCACUUCAAGGAACUUUUAGAGAGGCCAUAACUGACUUUACAUAUGCUGGUUAUACUAUUCCAAAAGGGUGGAAGAUAUAUUGGACAGUAAGUACGACAAACAAGAAUCCAGAGUAUUUCCCCAAUCCAGAGAAAUUUGAUCCAUCAAGAUUUGAAGAUAAUAAAUCAAUUCCUCCAUACACAUUUAUACCCUUUGGAGGAGGACCCAGAAUGUGCCCUGGAAAAGAGUAUGCUAGAUUGGCAAUUUUAACUUUCAUUCAUAAUGUAACGAAGAGAUUUAAAUGGGAAUUGGAAUUUCCUCAGGAAAAGAUUAUUGGUGACAUGAUGCCAACCCCAGAAAAGGGUCUUCCUGUUCGCCUUCAACCGAUUCAGAAAGCCUGAAUUUUUAUUACUUGUCUAUACCGGGUGUAUAUAGGUUACCACUAAUCUCCCCAAUGUUAGUGGUAAUUCAAAUACACCUUAUAAAGAAAUAUGAUAAGGGCUUUCUUGUUCUAGUCAAGAUUUUCAUUAGUAGAGUGACACAAACAACAUUGUCUGCCAUAAACUUUCUUGAAUUUACUGUGUAUAAUAAUUGAAAGUUUGGUUCAUAUUGUGCUUAGUGCUUACUGACUUAAUUUCAUAUUAAUUUUGAAUGGAAGUAAUAAUAAUUUGUUUUAGGC
This is a messenger RNA of Jatropha curcas, 1843 nucleotides long. Its product is annotated as beta-amyrin 28-monooxygenase. Gene Ontology annotation, biological process: sterol metabolic process. The record is from RefSeq and is a predicted model, not a curated record. Gene Ontology annotation, molecular function: heme binding; monooxygenase activity; oxidoreductase activity, acting on paired donors, with incorporation or reduction of molecular oxygen. Lineage: Eukaryota; Viridiplantae; Streptophyta; Magnoliopsida; Malpighiales; Euphorbiaceae.